CCACUGUCUUCUGUGAUAGAGGCUGGCACUCGAAAAAAGUGCCAGUCUGAAGAGUAUAUGAAAUUGAUCACCUCGACGGGGAGGGGCCCCAGGAUUGAAAAUCCUGAGGGAAGAAGACUCUGGCUGGAGAGCAGUGAGGGUCUCUCCAUCUGAUGUCGAAGAGAGAAGGUGGAUAAAGACUUUCUCCGGAUGGUUACCCAUUUUUCCUGCUGGUGACUGGAAAUCUUUCCCCCCAACACUUCCCAAUUGAAGGGAUUUUCUGAAGAGACACCUGAGCAGACUUUACCUCAACUGCUGUUUUCCAGGGCAUGUCAUUUGACAUUUGAUUUGCCAGAAGCAAGGUCAGUGGAGUCCACUAUCAUUGAUUUGAAUUUUGGAAUAUAAUACCACCAUGGAAAAAAGCACAAGUGAUUUGUUUCCACGGAGGAAAAGUGCAUCUGAGGAAACACUCCAAUCAAGCUGCGAUGAAGAAGAUCCACUCCGAGGAAUGGAGCCGUACCUCGUCCGGAGACUCUCCUGUCGGAAUGUCCAGCUUCCUCCAUUAGCCUUCAGACAACUGGAGCAAGCCGACUUGAAAAGUGAAUCAGAGAACCUGCAAAGGCCCACCAGUCUUCCAUUGAAGAUUCUUCCAUUGAUUGCCAUAACAUCGGCAGACUCCAGUAGCAGGUAAGAACAAAUUCUAUUUUGAAAAAUUAUUUUGAUGAAUUGUAUAUUUUUAAAACUUUGGCUCACUAAGUUGGGAAAAAUAGUACAUAUGUUGUAAAGAGAAAGAAGGAUGAUUUGUACAUAGCAUGCUCAUCCUUUGAGGAAGAUCAAUUUUGGAAACAUUCCUAAGGUCGAAAACACAUUAGUAAGUAAAUGAUAAGCAACUGGGAAUAGCUUACUAUUGCUGGAAAAAAAUAUGCUGGGCAAGUGUAAUUCAAGAGAAAACUCCAAGCAAAUUAGAACUAAUAGAGAAAUUACUAUUUGAGCAUAUGUAUCUAGAAAUAGUAGGCACUGUUCAUUGAUGCAAAAUGAAUUUGAAAUCAUGGAGAGAUCAAUUAUGCUGUAAUUAGAGUCAAAGGAAAAUAUGUAAUUACAUUCUUGCAUAGAGUAAUGUAGCCUAUAGCACUUGGAGGUUCUGUUCACUAGAACACUGUUUUCGUUCUAAGCCCAAGACAAUUUUUAAAGCUGUGAAAGAGCAGUGGAAAGACUUCAACUAGUAAAUGUAAGCAAGAUGGUGCUUCUUAUUCAAUAUCUUCUGAGAUAGUUAUCCAAUGUCUUUUCUACUUCGCAAAGAAUUUAAAUGUUUUCCAUAUUUCCUUGCCCUUUUUUCUUCCAUUUCACUCACUCACACACACACACAUACACACACC
Messenger RNA from Monodelphis domestica (gray short-tailed opossum), 1355 nucleotides. The record is from RefSeq and is a predicted model, not a curated record. NCBI's taxonomy places the organism in Eukaryota, Metazoa, Chordata, Mammalia, Didelphimorphia, Didelphidae.